UGGUAAUUUUAUGCGCAUGUAUAAUAUUAGCAUGUAAGGACCAGACGGUGACAGAGUGUCCCUUUUCCCUUUUAAUGGUAGCGUCCAUGGGCUACCAGAGGCAGCCAAAUAUUUGACAAACUAACAAUCGCUGUGUUCUCCCCCCCCAGUUAUCGUAAAGUGUGUUAAAGUAAUUACUCGUUUAACAAUAAAAACACACUUCAACUCGAUCACCUGUGCGGCCCAUACAUAUAUUUAUCUGCCAGCGGGAUGUCAACACCGGCGAGACGACGUUUAAUGAGAGAUUUUAAACGACUGCAAGAAGAUCCCCCAGCUGGGGUCAGCGGGGCUCCAUCGGAAAAUAAUAUCAUGGUAUGGAACGCUGUCAUUUUUGGUCCAGAGGGAACUCCUUUUGAAGAUGGGACUUUCAAACUUACCAUUGAGUUCACAGAAGAGUAUCCAAAUAAGCCUCCAACAGUGAGGUUUGUCUCCAAAAUGUUUCAUCCUAAUGUAUACGCCGACGGCAGCAUAUGUUUAGAUAUACUUCAAAACCGUUGGAGUCCCACUUAUGAUGUAUCUUCAAUAUUAACUUCUAUACAGUCUUUACUGGACGAGCCGAACCCAAACAGUCCGGCUAACAGCCAGGCGGCACAGCUGUACCAGGAAAACAAGCGGGAGUACGAGAAGAGGGUUUCUGCUAUUGUUGAACAGAGUUGGCGUGACUGUUGACCCAUGUUAUCAUCUGUCACCAACAGCCCCGAAUCAUCUCACAAAGAAAAAAUAUCCCACUCAGUAUAUACCAUAUAUAUAUAUAUAUAUAUAUAUAUACACACACGCGUCCCUGAACUGUUGGUUGCUAAGUUUGUACUGUUUGUGGAAGUCAUUUCUGCAGAAUGUUAUAAAAAAGUUAAUGUACCUUGUUAUAUCUGGGUUACUUCCUCUGGUGGCUGCUAACUGUAUGUGCUUGCUGUGUGGUUUGCUGUGACGAUACACACUUUAUUUUUGAGUGUUUCUCCUCCUCUUUGCUUUUUUCUUCUGCCUUCUGGAAGCCUUUCAAGUGGGACAUAACCCGACACAGCCACCCCUCUAACACAGUUGCCUUUUCUUCAUAUUUUUGUUUUGAGUACUACACACACACACACACACACAUAAGACAUAAAUGGCCCUUUUUAGGUUUCAUUAACAGAAGACUGAAGAUAUUUCACAAUCAAAGCAUUUGAACUGAUACAUGAUUUCAGGUUCCUUGAGAGUUUGCACUUGGUAACCCAUGUAACAAACUCCAUUUUCUUGUAAAUAAAUGAAUAUACAUCA
Doryrhamphus excisus (bluestripe pipefish) is the source of this 1290-nucleotide messenger RNA. Its product is annotated as ubiquitin-conjugating enzyme E2 A. The record is from RefSeq and is a predicted model, not a curated record. Lineage: Eukaryota; Metazoa; Chordata; Actinopteri; Syngnathiformes; Syngnathidae.